Lingula anatina is the source of this 1606-nucleotide messenger RNA. RefSeq lists its product as uncharacterized. Lineage: Eukaryota; Metazoa; Brachiopoda; Lingulata; Lingulida; Lingulidae. The record is from RefSeq and is a predicted model, not a curated record.
CGUUGCAGGACAGACCACACCUAUAAGAACCAGCGCACCGCGUGUGAGACAGCAUACAGAGACGCAGGAUGGCCUCCAAACUAGCGUUAGUUUUCCUGUUGGUCCUCUCCUUAGCUGCAACGACGAAUGCAUUUUUAUUUUUUAGUGGCAUUACAAAUCUAUUAAAGAAAAUAACUUCCAGAUGUCCUAAUUAUCCGGAUUACGUGCAGAUAUGUGACCUAAAACCACAAGUGGAACGUUUGCGCAACACACUGAAAGCAAAGGUCAACGCCCGUAAUACAGCGUACAAAGAAUGCAAAGCCAUGAGCACCAAGCUGAAACAGGUGCAGACAGAAUUUGGGAACUUGGUGGACAUGUUCCGCGAGCUAACAUUCCGAGUCCACAAGCUGAUCUCCAUCACCACGAUGCGAGCGCAGUAUGGGAAUUUCGAUGCCUCCAAACCUGACGUGGAACUCACUGAGCUAGGCGAGAUUACCAGAAAACUGGAGAAACUCAAGACGAACAUUAACACCGACGUUUCUGGAUUCAUCGUGGAUUUCGUAGAGAACCAGUUCUCCAUGAUAAGCAUGAUCAUCCCUAUUCCUAUACCAAGUAUCCUCAACUUAUUCGGCAUCAAGAGCAACAAGCAGAGGCAACAGGAGUACCUGAACGACCUGAAAGACGCCAAGUCUCGGCUAGAGAGGGACCUGCGGUCCGUUAGACAGAGCUUGGCCAGAGUGCAGGCUGACUGUGCUGAGAUUAAGGCGGCUUGGCCCAAGAUCCGCUCUGAGGUGGUCAAAUCCCUGCAGACCAUUAUGACCCUGGGCGCGGACCUGAUGGAGGCCUUCCCACAACUUGGUAUUAAGCAGCGAAAGUUGAACAUGUUCGUGGUGAACAAAAUAACUCAAGGAGACUAUUCCUCCGGGAAAGUGGCAACGCUGCUCUCCCUCGUACGCUGGGAGGUGAAGUACAUCGAAGAGGAGUUCUAUCCCAAAGUCAAUAAUGCACUGAAGGACAUAUUUGGCUCAGUUUCCAAGGACAGACUGUCAAAACUGGUGGAAAUCGCCGACAAAGUUGUGAAACAAAUGAAGAUCAAAGCCUCUCUAGAUGCCAUUCUGUCAACCAUAGCCCCCAUUGAUUCCACCAUUACCAUCCGGGACAUUCUCCGCAUGCAGGCUCGACUUUUUCCACAGCGGACAUGCUACAGAAUCUACCCACUGAGUCCCGCCAGGGCCGGCCAGUCUCACCCUACGUACCGAGUGCCAACAACUCAGAAAUUGUACCGCAUACGUGACGCCAUCAAGAACGGACUGGCCUUCGUUGCCGAUACGUGUGCUGGCGUGGAAUCCGUAAGAUCAAUCGUUAUGUCCAAGGAGAGCGUUCUAACAACCGAUCUGUUUAACUAUUUGUUAAAGACUAUUAAACCCAACUCUACUUGUGUUUCUAAUGUGUCUGGUGCCAUUUGUACCUAAGCCAGUUUAAAUUUGUUAAAACAGGCAUAGGGUGGAUGCAAACACCAUGAGCAUGGGAUUAUCGCAGGUGGUGGAUUGAUAUUUUCAAGAAAACUUGGAUAAUAAAGCAUAGUUCAGCAAUUGGUUUCUGUUUUUUACUUUUUAUAAUUCACGAA